UCGGCGAAUCAAGAAAUACGGCGCAUGAUCUACGAAAGUAACUACAAACUGCAGGAACCGCGCUAAACACGCUCAGUAUGAAGUUGGCUUGGGCAAGCGCACGAUUGUGUGGUCCCAAGUAGGCUGCGCUUCACUGACAGUUUAUUUUGUGCAAUUGUUUUGGUUGGUCGUCAAGGGUGACAACCGCCCAAAGACUAAUUGAUCGCAAAAAUUGUUUUUCGGUUUAAAAACGAAACGAGGCUACAUCACAGUGUUGGAUAAUCAAAAGUGCUCUUUUCGGAAUAAUUUUUAGAAACACUUAAGAAGUGAGCCGGGAACAUUUGUGAAUUUUGGAAUGAAACAAUACUUAAUUCGAAAGAUAAAUUAAAAACUGAAAUUGGAAAGUGCGUUGUGCGUGAAAUAAUUUAAAUUUAUAAACGCAAGUUUCGGCAAAGUGAAAGUGGACGCGAGUGAAAGUUGGGCCAUUGUUGAAAUUUGGACUGUUACAUUGACUCUAAAAUGGAUUCUCCCCAGAUGUACGAUAAUCAACAGCAUAAUCAAAAUAAUUCAGUGCUGAGCCAGGACGGUAAAAAAACUGUAAUCAUGAACAACAACAACAAUCUCACCACCCUCAACAACAACAACGGUAGCUCCAAGCAAACGCAAGCGUUGUUGAAACAACACCAGAUGCAGCAGUACCAGCAGCACGGGGAACUCAGUGACUUAAACACCCCCGAGAUCUCCCUCGAUCUCCAGAAUUUAAUAGACGAUUCGCAGUUCAGUGACGGUUUGUUUACCGACAUCCUGCAGAGUCAGCAGGGCAAGCACAUACAGAACCUCCAGUCGAGGCAAGUUAUGGGCGUCCACAACAACAGCUACCCUAGAACCACCCUGGCAUACAUGCCCCAACCCGUCCAUAGUGGAGCCACGUACUCUGCAAAUCAAAACUCAAACAGCGACUCGAACAGCUCAGUUGGCAGCGACGUUCCUAGUAUAAAAGAAGAACCCGUGGAUCCGCAGGAGUACAGAAGGCAGUCCUGCAACCUUUUACCCAACAGUUAUAUGCCAGGGUCGUACCCCCAGAACCCCGGUGCUACUUUCACCACCUUAACUCCCAGUCCCGUCAUACAUCACCAGCUCAAUAUGAACGCUAUGAAGAAUAAGGCUGCUCUCCUAAACCAACAUAACAUAGCCAGGAAAAAUAUCAAGCCCUGUGAUAAAAAUAGCGAGGAGUACAGGAGGCGACGAGAGAGGAACAACAUCGCGGUGCGAAAGAGCAGGGAAAAGGCGAAGGUACGAACCAGGGAGACGGAAGAGAAAGUGAAAAUCCUGAUAAAGGAGAACGAGAGGCUGCAGAAGAGGAUAGAGCUAUUGACGGAGGAGCUAAAUGUGUUGAGGAGUCUCUUUUCCAAUGUUGGUGUGCUGCCAGAACACGUCCACAGAGAGAUCAACAAGCACCUGGACACCUUCCAGCUCCAACAGCAGCAGCAGCAACAUAUGUCCGAAGAAAACAGGCAGAGAAUGAUGGAAAUCGUGCACGACUACGGGCCGUAGUCCACAAGAAAAUCUAGCUUUAGUUUAGUUAAUUACGAAUUCGAAAAGAGCUUUAAAUUUGUUAUGAACAAAAACUAAAUUUAAUGACAAUAAUGACUUCGCCUUUAGACGAGACCUAUCGCAUUUUCAGAGAGUUCCUUUUUCACUGGAAUCUUAGAGGUUCUCUAUAGUACGUUUCUAGAUCUCCUUCAUACUGACGUGUUCUGAAACUUAUUUAAUUACAAUUAGGAGUUUAGUCGGCAGUUUGCGGAAACAUCGACGAUUCUUUUAAUUUAAUAAGAGUGAUCUGAUACAUCGAAAUACUGCUUGUCGGACAAUUCUUCGAUUUUUCCGCAAAUUGUUUAAAGAGUUUUGUUGACGGGUAUUAAUGUACAUUAGAAUUAUUCCGUUCGAGCUAUGUGAUCAAUUAAAUUGUAUUUAAAAAACGAAUAUAUUAUAUAUUUUUAAA
Molecule: messenger RNA, 1981 nt
Organism: Anoplophora glabripennis (Asian longhorned beetle)
Lineage: Eukaryota; Metazoa; Arthropoda; Insecta; Coleoptera; Cerambycidae
Gene: slbo
Product: CCAAT/enhancer-binding protein
Exons: 2
Coding region: 499-1533 (344 amino acids)
Biological process (GO): regulation of transcription by RNA polymerase II; DNA-templated transcription
Molecular function (GO): RNA polymerase II cis-regulatory region sequence-specific DNA binding; DNA-binding transcription factor activity, RNA polymerase II-specific
Source: RefSeq, a predicted model, not a curated record